This is a messenger RNA of Paralichthys olivaceus (Japanese flounder), 668 nucleotides long. NCBI's taxonomy places the organism in Eukaryota, Metazoa, Chordata, Actinopteri, Pleuronectiformes, Paralichthyidae. The record is from RefSeq and is a predicted model, not a curated record.
UCAGUCGAUUAAAAUGGUAAAAGGUGGAAAACAAUAUUCUUCAAUGAGCAAUGACGGAAAAUGGUUUGCUCACUCAGUUUUACCAGAAACUGAGAGGAGAGACCAUGAGACUUGUACAAGCACUGGGAUCAUGCUUAGUCAGGUUAAAUCCUCGUUGCCUCAGGUUUCAAGCUUUAAACACUAUCCUAAAUGGAAAAGUCAACAUCAGGGAUCCAGAGAGUAUCCACUCUCAGACCAUGACAACAAGCAUUCUUUGAAAGAUGACAUCGCUGUCUUCACUUGUGGUGUGGGACGGAGAAAGGGUCCCAAUGAUCGCAGGGAGCACAACUCUCACUUCUGCCUCUUCCCCGAUGGACCUGACAUUGGCACAUCAGAGACCGGAGGGAACCUCUCAGCCUACCAGACUGACUUCAAUGUGAAGCAGACUGCUGAUAUUCCAGCCGGCUACAGACGGUUCCCCCGAAACCACAAGCAGAAGGCUGCAGAGGCAGCUUCAGCACAGGCAGGGGAGAACUUCAUGUGGUUUGGACGACACGACCUGGUAGAAACACCAUUAAAGCAAGCAGCCACCAACUCCUCAGCAUCUUCUUUGUCCGGAGCCACUGGUGCCAUCUGAGGCACUAGAUGGCAUCACUGAGGACAUCAGGUGAACUUUGUUGGAUGGUCCA